Engraulis encrasicolus (European anchovy) is the source of this 2601-nucleotide messenger RNA. It is a transcript of the gene ddx19a, whose product is annotated as DEAD-box helicase 19a. Gene Ontology annotation, cellular component: nucleus; cytoplasmic stress granule. Gene Ontology annotation, biological process: poly(A)+ mRNA export from nucleus. NCBI's taxonomy places the organism in Eukaryota, Metazoa, Chordata, Actinopteri, Clupeiformes, Engraulidae. Bases 132 to 1586 code for a protein of 484 amino acids. The transcript is spliced from 12 exons. The record is from RefSeq and is a predicted model, not a curated record. Gene Ontology annotation, molecular function: ATP binding; RNA helicase activity; RNA binding.
CAGGCAGGCAGCCAGCAAGCAGAUUUGGGUCAGUCGGGGCAGCGAGUCAGUCGAGAAACACCCAGAGAGUACUGCAAGAGGAAUUGCAGAUAACAGCAGAUUUUGAAAUUAGUUUAGAAUAAUAGGAUACAAUGGCGACAGACUCAUGGGCGCUGUCAGUUGACGAACAGGAGGCUACAUCCGAAAAAACCAGCUUCUUGAAGAUGAGGUUAAAACGAGAGAUGGCAAAUGGAACACCAAAAGCAAAGCCAGGAAGAAAUGCAAAUGCAGGAGAUGCAUUUGGUGACGAUGAGGAAGAAAAAGAGGACAAGGCGGCUCAGUCACUGCUGAAUAAAUUAAUCCGAACCAAUCUUGUGCAUAACACAAACCAAGUCGAAAUCCUACAAAGAGAUCCAAACUCCCCUUUGUACUCGGUGAAAUCGUUCGAAGAACUGCGCCUGCAGCCUCAGUUGCUCCAGGGGGUGUAUGCCAUGGGUUUCAACAGACCAUCCAAAAUCCAAGAGAGUGCCUUGCCAAUGAUGCUGGCUGCACCACCUCAAAACCUUAUCGCCCAAUCCCAGUCUGGUACUGGUAAAACUGCCGCUUUUGUGCUGGCUAUGAUGACUUAUGUCAAUCCAGAGGACAAGUGGACUCAGUGUAUAUGUCUCUCGCCGACUUACGAACUAGCCUUGCAGACCGGCAAAGUGGUCGAAGACAUGGGACAGUUCUACCCCGAAGUGAAGGUUGCUUAUGCAAUUCGGGGCUCUGCUAGAAUGGAGCGAGGGUAUAAGGUGCAAGAGCAGAUUGUCAUCGGCACCCCUGGCACGCUGCUGGACUGGUGCUGGAAGCUUAAGUUCAUCGACCCAAAGAAGAUCACCGUGUUUGUGCUGGACGAAGCGGAUGUCAUGAUCGGCACUCAAGGACAUCAGGACCAGAGCAUCCGUAUCCAAAGGAUGUUGCCAAAGGACUGCCAGAUGCUGCUCUUCUCCGCCACCUUUGAGGAGUCCGUCUGGUCGUUUGCCAAACGGAUCAUCCCGGAGCCCAACAUCAUCAAGCUCAAGCGUGAAGAGGAGACCUUGGACACCAUCAAGCAGUACUACGUGGAGUGCAACAAUAAGGAGGACAAGUUCACUGCCAUCUGCGACAUCUAUGGCGCCAUCACCAUCGCACAGGCCAUGAUCUUCUGCCAUACCCGUAGGGCGGCGAGCUGGCUGGCAGCAGAGCUGAUUAAAGAAGGGCACCAGGUGGCGCUGUUGAGUGGGGAGAUGAGCGUGGAGCAGAGGGCCGCCGUCAUCCAGCGCUUCAGACAGGGGAAGGAGAAGGUGCUCAUCACCACCAACGUGUGCGCCAGAGGAAUUGAUGUAGCACAGGUGUCUGUCGUCAUCAACUUUGACCUCCCUCUGGACAAAGACGGCAAUCCCGACAAUGAGACGUACUUGCACAGAAUUGGCCGCACUGGACGAUUUGGCAAAAGGGGUUUAGCAGUCAACAUGGUUGACGGCCCAUACAGCAUGGACAUUCUGCUCAGCAUCCAGGGACAUUUCAAUAAGAAGAUUGAGAAAUUGGACACGCAAGACAUUGACGAAAUUGAGAAAAUAGCAAACUGAAGACGGCAAGAAGGAGAAGGUGCAGCUUCCCAGCACUGUCAUUUAUUGCUAUGGUCUGUCAGCAGAUUGUGUGGAUUGGCAUUGUGAAAUUUGGACUCUACCAAAAAGGAAGUCUUCACCCCAAAGAAACAAAAGAUAUUGGGGUGCUACCAUAUUUUGCAUGGAAGGUAAAAGGUGGUAAAAUAAUGUUUACAUAAAUAUAAUGAAAUGGAUCUCAAAAAUGAGGACUUUGUUUCAAAGAGCUGGUUUGGAAUGUUACGGUCAGGGUUCUGUGUGUGGCCUUUCCCUUUGCUCAUGUUCUAUUUUGCUUUGAAGGCGUUUUUCAUAACCUGCGAAACCAAUCUCUGCACUUACAGGGGAUAGGAUUUUGAUCUGGCAGACACCUGAGGAACAGGUAUAUGUAGCCAAUCUAACAUUAACAUUUCCAUUUCUGGAAUAAUAUGUUCAAAUGUCUUUUGUUUUUGUGUUUGUUCAUUUUUACCUCGUGAAAAUUGAUAAUCCUGUGGGAUGACCUGAAGCACUGGAAGUGAGAUUGAAGCUGUGCCUUAUUUAUUUAUUUGGCAGGGUAUUGAGGGGCGCAAAUUGUGUGUACUUGAAUCAGUCCUGUUGUAUUCACUCAGCCUUAAGUGUUAAAUACUAACCUCUGCUGUUUUCUGGUUGCCUGAUCAGUGAGUGUGGUUCACAGGCACAGUAUCUACAUUCUUUUGAGAGGGUGAGAUCAGUUUAUUUUGUGAUUUAAAGAUUUAAAAUGCUUACAGAAGUACCAAAAAUAGUGGUAACUUAUUUUGUGAAAUUAUUUAUCAUUUUGUUUUGUGUUGUUCAAUGACCAAAUAUUUGAUACCUUUUGGGUUGAAAGUGUUUAAAAAAAGAAAUUCUUGAAUGUAAGUUCUUUUGACUUUUUGUACUGCAGUUUGGAUUGUGAAAGAAUGCACAUUGUUUGGGAAAUGCUGCAGAUGCAGUUAAACUGCAAUUUUGGAGAAAAUAAUAAUAAUAAAGAAUGCUAAGUUGCACAAGA